GUUUUUCCUCUUCGACUCUUUCAUUCCCGUCACUUGUUCAUGCCAUCUUCCUCCCUGCGCUCCACUUCCUGGCCAUGCCAGCCCGUGUGGGCCGCCGAGAAUGCUGCUGGGAAAACCGCCUUGCCAUUCGAUCCCCGCCGAAGCUUGGAUCUUCCUAUAUUACGCUUUCGUUCCUUUCCUACCAUAUCUGCGUGCCUCUUCUUCUUCCAUCCUUCUACCCUUUCGCCCCCCUCUUCCCUGCCCAUAGUGCAUCGAAUUCCCCGGUUCACCUGGGGGCCAUCUCAUCAGCUUACCUCUCCCAUCCAACGCCCGGCUUCCUUUAAUUCCCUGCCCUGCUCGUGAUUUGCAAUUGAUUUGUUUGAUCGACCUGCCCUGUCUGACAUCCUCUGCCCUCUCCCUCCUCUUCCCCCUAUUCCUUCUUGGCCCUUAAGCACCGGGUGCUUAUUUGAGUGGUCUGUCAUGUAUCAAUCCGCCGAUUCUCUUCCGCUCCCCUACAUCAAGCAGCAGCCUCUCCCCCGACGAUACGAGUCUGACGAGGAGGACAUUUCCGAACCAGAGUUGGGUGGUCAGGAAAACGCCUUCUCGCCCGUGGAAUCCUACAAGGCUUGCGAUUCCGACGCCAGUGCCGACGAGCUCUCGAAUGCUGACCCCUCCGAACUGAACAUGGACAAGGCCGGCUAUCCUUGUCUCUUGUCCCCGUUGUCCACCACCACCACCACCAAGGCCUCUCGCCCCGUGUCGAUGGAUACCGUCAAGCGCAGCAGCAACACGACCUUCGUGGCCGACUCCUACAUCUUCGACCACGAUGACGACGUGAUCAUCGAGCUGCCGUCGCCCGAUUCCACCUCGCCCUUACACUCUCCCGUCUUCCUGCAACCUAAUGUCUACGUCCCGCCCGAGUCUCCCGCCUUGUCGAGGCGUUCUUCCUCGUCAUCCGUGUAUUCCGAUGACGAUGAUAAUACCGACGUGCUCGUAGCUGAGCAGGUCACCUACGUGGAACCCAUCGCCAAACCUAAUAUAAUCCUAAUUAGCCCGACCGGACCGUCUCCCACCUCGGAGAAUUCGGUGCCCCCUGCGUUGAAGUCAGCUCCCCUUCGACCCAGUGACAGCAGCAGCAAACCCUUCGGGGAUGGGGAGGGUGUCUACUCGCUCCAAUCCGCCGCCUCGUCGCAACCGUUCCUGGGCAGUUUCAACCGCGAGGCACGGUCGAGGAAGAGCGGACUGCGUCUGAACACCACCGAUCUCGAGGGGUCGUACGAUAUCCCGACGCCGCAGCUGACGCAAUCCCCCGAGCCGUCCAGCACGCUCUCGAUGCGGGCCCGCUCGAUGACAUUCUCGCGGCCGAAAACCGCCAUCUCCGAGAAGGUGUCCUCGUUCACCCCCACGACGCGGUCUCGUGCGCCCACCGAGUCUCUGCGACGACCCCCGUCGAUCCAGAGCAUUCGCAGCGCCAACUUUCCUUUCUUCCACGGACGACACCACUCCACUUUCCCCGCUCCCGACAACUCGCACGCUCGACCUUUCUCCUGCUCUCAAUCCGCCGCUAGCUCCGAGUAUUCGAUGUCGCCGCAGAACAGCCGGCCUCCUUCCCGGACCCCUAGUCCGGGGUCCCAGUACUACUCCGGCCCGAACUUUACCCGUCAUCGCUCCAGCUCGUCCUACAGCGUGUCCAGCGUGCCGGCCAGCCACAGCAGCCGCAACCCCUUGCCGAUCCGGAAUUCCAUCAUGAAGAGCUCGACCGCGUCGAGCGUGUACUCGUCGAGCAGCCUGCGGUCCGAAGUGGACAGCCUUCGCAGCCUGGAUCCGAACGACGUGGCCGAAACCGACGGCAAGCGCAAGCUGCAACGCAAGAAGAGCCUGCGACUGUUCAAGGAACCGAAGGUGGACAGCCCGGAGCAAACGACGAAAAGCUUCAUGGGAUUCCUGCGCGCGAAGAGAAAGUCGACUCUUAAAUCGCCUAAUGCCUAAUCUUAUUAUCUGACGCUGCUACGAAUUUUUUUCGCUUGCAGACUGUCAUCGACAUGACAGACAUGCACCUGUCCAAGCUUUAAGCUUGCACUGUUUUAUUAUCAAUUCCUCCCUCUUUAUUAUUUUUUCCUUUUCUUUUUUAUUUGGUCGUCUUGAGCAAUUGGUUUACGGAGUCCAGCGAUCUUACGGCGUUCAAUCGGAUGGGAUUCCGGUCAUUCCUUUUUUCAUUUUUUUUUCUUUCCUACAGACGGUAUUAUUGUUCCGCUCUGUCGCUCUCCUUUACUCAAUUGCAUUGAGUCUAAUCCCAUGGUGGAUCCGCCGGGACUUUCUUUUCGUGUAUUAUAUAGACUU
This is a messenger RNA of Aspergillus steynii IBT 23096, 2319 nucleotides long. RefSeq lists its product as uncharacterized. The transcript has a single exon. The record is from RefSeq and is a predicted model, not a curated record. Lineage: Eukaryota; Fungi; Ascomycota; Eurotiomycetes; Eurotiales; Aspergillaceae. The coding region runs from base 460 to 1968 and encodes 502 amino acids.